Vitis riparia (riverbank grape) is the source of this 1252-nucleotide messenger RNA. Its product is annotated as salicylate carboxymethyltransferase-like. The record is from RefSeq and is a predicted model, not a curated record. Lineage: Eukaryota; Viridiplantae; Streptophyta; Magnoliopsida; Vitales; Vitaceae. The transcript has 4 exons. Gene Ontology annotation, biological process: methylation. The coding region runs from base 15 to 1112 and encodes 365 amino acids. Gene Ontology annotation, molecular function: S-adenosylmethionine-dependent methyltransferase activity.
GUCAUAAGCCAACAAUGGAAGUAGAGCGAGUCCUCCGUAUGAAUGAUGGAACUGGAAAGACUAGCUAUGCAAAUAAUUCACGUCUUGCGAGAGCCGUGAUAGCCAAAGCAAAGCCUGUACUGGAGGAAAACAUCAAGGAGGUGUAUGCCGGCAACAUGUUUCCUGAGUGUUUGAAGGUAGCAGACUUAGGAUGUUCUUCUGGUCCCAACACACUUAUUGUCGUUUCUCAGAUGUUGGAUGCUAUCGCCACCACUUGCACCCUCUUGAAUCGUAGGCCACCAGCAUUGCAAGUGUUCCUUAAUGAUCUUCCUGGAAAUGACUUCAACACUCUUUUCAAGUCAUUGCCAAGCUUUUAUGAGGAGGUGAAGAAGGAGAAGGGAGGAAGAUUUGGGGCAUGUUUCAUUGUUGGCGCGCCUGGGUCUUUCUAUCGCAAUCUCUUCCCUAACAAUACCAUGCAUUUUGUUCAUUCUUCUUAUAGUCUCCAUUGGCUUUCUCGGGUUCCCAAAGAACUGGAAACGGGUCAAGUAUUGAACAAGGGGAAUAUAUGCAUAGCAAAGACAAGCCCUCCUGGAGUUUUCAAAGCAUAUUUUGAGCAAUUUGAAAGAGACUUCACGUUGUUCUUGAGGUGGCGUUCAGAAGAGAUAGUCCCCAGGGGUGGCAUGGUCCUAACAGUCAUGGGGAGUAUGAGGAGUGAUGACCCUUGUUUCCAUUGGGAGUUACUUGGAAGGGCACUCAAUGACAUGGUGUUACAGGGGUUGGUCCCAGAGGCAAAGCUGGACUCAUUCAAUCUGCCAUAUUAUGGGCCUACUGCAGAGGAAGUGAGGAGGUUGAUUGAGGCACAAGGAUCUUUUACUCUCAACAGACUUGAAGUUUUCAAUAUGGAGUGGGAUCCCAACAUGAACAGGGACGAGGGGUUUGACGAGCAAGAAAGUGGAAAACUUGUCUCAGAUAUGCUGAGAGCAGUGGGAGAGCCCAUGCUGAAACAUCACUUUGGACUAGAAAUUAUGGAUGAUCUGUUCAGUAGGGUUACUGAGAAGAUAAUUGACUGCAUAGUGACAGAGAAAUGGCAGUCCACUAAUCUAAUCGUUUCCUUGACAAGGAAGGGUGCUUGAAGGUUUAUGUGAAAUAAUUUAUAUGCUAUGUCCAAUAAUUUAUGAUUGAAAACAUCUACCUGAUUUUCUUUUUCCUCUCGAAAUUAAGUAGUGUUCUUUUGUGAUAGUUCCCAACUAAAAGGUCUCUAAGGGCUCAAGUG